GUGACUGGAAUUGUGAUCUUGGCUAUAGGAAUCUGGACCAAGGUUGACCUGUAUAAAUACCUGGAGUUGUCCUCCAUCUACCAGCCAGAGGCUCCCUAUGUCCUCAUAGGCGUUGGAGCUGUCAUUGUGCUCAUUGGCUCCCUAGGAUGUUGCUGUACAAUCAAAGGCCAUUCUGUCCUGUUGUAUAUGGUUGGUUCUAACUGUGCCAUCAUUUGUCUCAUCUUUUGUAUUAGUCUUACUUACCAAAUUGAUUAACAGAUUGCAGCAUUUAAAUCUCUAUUGUAAUCUCCAUUUGUGCAUGUUAUGUAAUUUCUGGGUUCUAACUCAGUGAUGUAAGGUAAGAGAGGAAUCAUUCAUUUUGAACUAAUUUUUUUUUAAAACCAUCUUUUCUUUCAGUUCUGCGGUUUCUUGUAUGUUAUUUUCAUCAUUGAACUCAGUGCUGGCAUUGCCUUGCUGGUGUACAGGGGAAAGGUCAGUUGGAUUAAUUCAUGUAAACACGUCUCAGUGGGACAGGCCAGUUAGAUUUAUUAAUGUAGGCAUUGUUACAUGGGAAAGGUCAGUUGCAUUGUGAUGAUUUUUUUUUUACUGUAGAUGCAUGGAAAACUUAUUUUUUUACUGGUCCAGCGUUGAUGAAUAAAUUUAUUGGCCAAUAAAAAAAUUUGUGUGAAAGCUUCAUUCCAGCUUUAGUGAAAACAAGCAGUAUCCUGCAAUUCUCACGGAUUAACAUAUUUCUGAUCACAAAUUGUUUAAACAUUGCCAGCUUGAGAAAGGUUUUAAAGAUGGCUUGUCUGCUGCACUCCAACAAUAUGGACAGAAAGGGGAAGGGGAGAUCACUGAUGCUUUGGAUGAACUGCAGAAAAAGGUAUGUGGUCCAUUGUGAAACCCUUGUAUAAAAGGGGUAUGUAUGUAUUACAAUGGAAAAACCCUAUAAGUAAUUAGGCACCACCAAUCGUCCAUCCACCAAUCGUCCAUCCACCAAUCGUCCAUCCACCAAUCGUCCAUCCACCAAUCAUCCAUCCACCAAUCGUCCAUCCACCAAUCGUCCAUCCACCAAUCGUCCAUCCACCAAUCGUCCAUCCACCAAUCGUCCAUCCACCAAUCGUCCAUCCACCAAUCGUCCAUCCACCAAUCGUCCAUCCACCCAUCGCCGUGGUGCUACUGCCCAUGUAGGGCUGUGGUCUGCCUCACUACGUCCCCACACUCAGACUUAACUGAUGCCUUUCUUUUCCUUAUUCUUCAGUCUCUGAUUAAAUAUCUACUCUUCAUUUUCUGAAUUAGAAAUAAGGUAAGGAGAUGGAUUUGUGAAAUUAGGUUAUGGAGAAGGGUUUGUUUAUGUGAAGGAGGAUGUAGCUUUGAAACUCAGUGUUUGUGUCUUACAUCUGGUUUCCAUAAUCAUGUGGGUUUUGUGUGUGUGUGUUACAUCUGAUUUGUUAAAUCAUGUUUGUGUCUUAAAGCUUGGUUGCUAUGGUACUGGUUUGUUAAAUUAUGUUUGUGUCUUAAAACUGAGUUGUUAUAGAACUGGUUUGUUAAAUUAUGUUUGUGACUUAAAGUUGGGUUGCUAUGGUACUGGUUUGUUGAAUCAUGUUUGUGUCUUAAAGCAGGGUUUGCUUUGGUACUGGUUUGUUAAAUUAUGUUUGUCUUAAAGCUGGGUUGCUAUGGUACUGGUUUGUUAAAUUAUGUUUGUGACUUAAAGCUGGGUUGCUAUUGUACUGGUUUGUUAAAUUAGGUUUGUGUCUUAAAGCUGGGUUGCUAUUGUACUGGUUUGUUAAAUUAUGUUUGUGUCUUAAAACUGAGUUGCUAUAGUACUGGUUUGUUAAAUUAUGUUUGUGUCUUAAAGCUGGGUUGUUAUUGUACUGGUUUGUUAAAUUAUGUUUGUGUCUUAAAGCUGGGUUGCUAUUGUACUGGUUUGUUAAAUUAUGUUUGUGUCUUAAAACUGAGUUGCUAUAGUACUGGUUUGUUAAAUUAUGUUUGUGUCUUAAAGCUGGGUUGCUAUUGUACUGGUUUGUUAAAUUAUGUUUGUGUCUUAAAGCUGGGUUGCUAUGGUACUGGUUUUUUAAAUUAUGUUUGUGUCUUAAAACUGAGUUGCUAUAGUACUGGUUUGUUAAAUUAUGUUUGUGUCUUAAAGCUGGGUUGCUAUUGUACUGGUUUGUUAAAUUAUGUUUGUGUCUUAAAGCUGGGUUGCUAUGGUACUGGUUUUUUAAAUUAUGUUUGUGUCUUAAAACUGAGUUGCUAUAGUACUGGUUUGUUAAAUUAUGUUUGUGUCUUAAAGCUGGGUUGCUAUUGUACUGGUUUGUUAAAUUAUGUUUGUGUCUUAAAGCUGGGUUGCUAUGGUACUGGUUUGUUGAAUCAUGUUCAUGUCUUACAGCUGGUGUGUUGUGGCAUUGAUGACUACAAAGACUGGUAUGACACCCCGUUCAGCAGAAGUAGCGCCCUCCCGAACUCUGUACCAGAAUCUUGUUGCCGUAUCAGUACCAAAGAAUGCAUCCACACAGGACUCACUAAUGAAACUGCUAGUGUCAACAUUCACACACAGGUCAGUCCCCAAGCUUUUAGUCAUGCAUGUGCCGUGCUUGUAGAGGACAGAAAUGUCAGAGGUCAUGAAAGGAUGUUUUGUGAUUUAUUUGCCUGUAAAGAAAUAGUAUCUAUAGCAGCGGUUCUCAACCUGUGAGUCGCGACCCAUUUGGGAGGUCACACAACUCUUUCCCAGGGGUUGCCUAAAACACAUAUACUCUACAGUUAAGAGGUAGCAGCGAAAAUAAUUUUGUUGUUAGGGGUCGCCACGUCAUGAGGCACUGUUUUAGAGGGUCGCGUCAUUAGGAAGGUUGAGAACCACUGAUCUAUAGUGGGGGUGAUUUUAUUUUUAUUUUUCAGCAUUGAAACAGCACCAAAAAAAAAAGGUUUUAUGUUUGUGUUAACUUAAUACCUGAUAGAGCUGAUAGAGUAUAGUAUUGUUAACUGCAGUUUAUGGUUUUGCAAUAUUAAAUGUAAAAAUAGCAAAUGAAACCUUAAUUGUAAAAAGUGCUUCCUAGCACCACUGCUUUGACCAACCACUGCUGUUCCACAGGGAUGUCACAAGCUGGUUGUGGAUUUCAUCAAUGGCAACAUGGGCCCGAUAGGUGGAGUUGCUCUUGGAAUCUCAUUUUUCCAGGUAAAUUCCAAGGAUAAUCUUGUUUCACUUUUAAGAAAAACUAUAUCUGGAAUGGACAUGUUUAAACACUUAAGUUAUAGGUCAACUUAGGUAUAGCAAUUGGCCCCUUAAUGAUGCAUCCUUCACAUUUUCAGAAACAGUCAGGCCUAGCUAAAAAAUAUGCUAUUAAAAAAAAAUGUGAAAGUUUCAGAAUGAAUACAAUAACCAAAUUUUUUUGUUUUUUAAAAAUAAUUCUAAUCUGUAUGAUAAUAACUGAAUGUAAAUAUGAGGUGGUGUGUAUGCAUCAGUUGAAAACAUACAAGUGAAGUAAUUCAUGUUAACUUUUGGUGCUGGGUUAGAGGAGAGCUUUAACCAGCUGCAAUCAAAGCUUGUGUGAUUUUCAUCUUGAAAAACUCAUUGUUUUGUGACGGCAAUGAGUUAAAAAUUUUAUCACUGUCAUUUUUGUAACCCUGUGUAGCCCCACUUCCCCCUCCACCCACACACAGCCGGACACAAAAGCUUCCAUCCUGGCCACCUGCUCCCAUUAUGGCCGUUUGAUAUGCGGAUGAUCAUUUAUUUAUGUAUUUGUUGUUAGAUGAUACAUACCUAAUUUUAUUUUGAAAAACACAAUUUUGUAAAGGUAAAUGAAAAUGCUGUACUGAAAUAUAACUAGAAAUAAUUUUGUUUGCAGGUCCUGGGAGCAGUUCUUGCAUUUUGUUUGGCCAAGUCGAUCAGCCGGGCCAAGUAUGAGCAGGUCGCUUAG
Lymnaea stagnalis (great pond snail) is the source of this 3890-nucleotide messenger RNA. The record is from the annotation of a GenBank genome assembly. Lineage: Eukaryota; Metazoa; Mollusca; Gastropoda; Lymnaeidae.